Molecule: messenger RNA, 2823 nt
Organism: Orbilia oligospora ATCC 24927
Lineage: Eukaryota; Fungi; Ascomycota; Orbiliomycetes; Orbiliales; Orbiliaceae
Exons: 7
Coding region: 1-2823 (940 amino acids)
Biological process (GO): alanyl-tRNA aminoacylation; tRNA modification
Cellular component (GO): cytoplasm; mitochondrion
Molecular function (GO): ATP binding; amino acid binding; aminoacyl-tRNA deacylase activity
Source: RefSeq, a predicted model, not a curated record
AUGUCAACUCCUUCCACCUCUAAACAACCGGAAACCAUUGGCCUCACCGCUGCCGAACAAAAAUGGCCUGCUACCAAGGUCAGACAAACCUUUAUCGAGUUCUUUGAAAAGAAGGGUCACGUCUUCUAUAAGUCGUCGCCGUGUGUCCCCCUCGAUGACAAGACUCUACUCUUCGCCAAUGCUGGCAUGAAUCAGUUCAAGCCAAUUUUCCUCGGAACCGUCGACGAAACAUCUGACUUUGGUAAACUCAAACGUGCCUGUAACACCCAAAAGUGCAUCCGCGCCGGAGGAAAGCAUAAUGAUUUAGAAGACGUCGGUUCGGACUCUUACCAUCAUACAUUCUUCGAAAUGCUUGGCAAUUGGUCUUUCGGUGAUUAUUUCAAGACGGAGGCAGUCGCAUAUUCUUGGGAACUAUUGACCAAGGUCUAUGGGCUCGACCCUGCAAGACUUUACGUCACCUAUUUCGAGGGCGAUCGUGCCUCCGGACUUGAACCUGACCUCGAGACCAAGGAACUCUGGCGCAAAGCCGGAGUUCCUGACGACCAUAUUCUUCCCGGAAAUGUUAAGGAUAAUUUUUGGGAGAUGGGCGACCAAGGACCAUGUGGUCCUUGUACAGAAGUUCAUUAUGACCGAAUUGGAGGGCGUAACGCUGCCAAGUUGGUCAAUAAUGACGACCCUAACGUCUUGGAAAUCUGGAACAAUGUCUUCAUACAAUUCAACAGAGGCGAAGACAAAACCCUUAAGCCGUUACCCCAUAAGCACGUUGAUACCGGCAUGGGCUUCGAAAGAUUGGUGUCAAUUCUACAAGACAAGUCAUCAAACUACGACACAGACGUUUUCAAACCUUUGUUUUUAAAGAUCCAAGAAGUCGCCAAAAUCCGCUCAUACGAGGGUAAAUUCGGCCACGAAGACGUCGACUCCAUCGACAAGACUUACCGUGUUGUUGCCGACCACCUGAGGACACUCUCCUUCGGUAUCGCCGACGGCGGCAGACCAGAUAACGAUGGGCGUGGAUACGUUUUGAGACGUAUUGUUCGUCGUGGUGCUCGUUAUGCCCGAAAAUUUAUGAAGGUCAACAUUGGGUCCUUCUUCUCCUCUUUGCUUCCCGCUCUUGUUGAGCAAUUGGGCCCUACUUUCCCUGAACUCAAGGAACACCAAGCACUGAUCAAAAAGUUGCUGGACAUGGAGGAAGAGUCUUUCGCUCGGACCUUGGACAGAGGAGAGAAGAAAUUCGAGCAGCUCGCCGAGCUCGCCACUACUACCAAAACUCCAAUUGCUGGUCACGAAGUUUGGAAGCUCUACGAUACCUAUGGUUUCCCAUUGGAUCUCACAUACAUAAUGGCCGAAGAAUCUUCCGUUAAGAUUGAUACGGAUGGCGUCCUUGUUGCCGAAAAGAAGGCCAAGGAAAUAUCCAAAGUCAAGAAGGUCAUUGAUGGCAUCACCCGUCUUACUCUUGACGUCCAUGCUCUAGCCGCCCUCAAGGAAGAAAAUAUUCCUGCAGCCAAUGACGAAGCCAAAUUCUUGUGGGGCGACGAAGCCAUCCUUCGAGACUCUAAGAUCCUAAAAAUCUUCGUCAAAGAAGGAUUCGUCAAAUCAACAGAGGGCCUUGAGGAUGAUGUCCAGGUUGGCAUCUUGCUCGAUAAAACCUGUCUCUACGCCGAACAAGGAGGGCAGAUUUACGAUUUUGGUACCAUUUCUAUCCCCGGAAAGAGCGAAAUUUUUGUUGACCAUGUCGUCUAUCACGGAAAAUAUGCCCUCCACUCUGGUACCGUUAAGUAUGGUACUUUGAAGGUCGGCGAUGUCGUUCAGGUAGAAUACGACGAGGCUCGCCGUUCUUUGAUUCGUGUCAACCACACUGCCACACACGUUCUGAACUACGCCUUAAAGGAGGUGUUGGCUAAGAACGGGGGUGAAGUUCACCAAAGAGGGUCAUUGGUCGACCAGCUCAAAACUCGUUUCGACAUUUCUUGGGAUGGACCAAUUAGCCCAGAACAGAUCGAGAAGGUUGAAAACGAAUCUAACUCAUAUAUCAACCAAAAGGUCGCCGUCUAUACCAAAGAGAUAGACAUAAAGACCGCUCAAGCCAUUACCGGUGUUCGAGCUGUCUUUGGUGAAAAAUAUCCCGACCCCGUCCGUGUCGUAUCGCUCGGGAUUGAUCUCAAUCUCAUCGUCGAGAAUCCCACUGAUCCACAAUGGGCUAAAGUUUCAAUUGAGUUCUGCGGUGGCACACAUCUGAAAACUGUCUCUGAUAUCACCGAAAUGGUCAUCACCGAGGAAAGUGGUAUCGGCAAGGGUAUCCGCCGAGUCGUCUGUGUAACGAACGAAAUAGCUGCUGGUAUUCGGGUUCUCGAACGAGAAAUCGCUGCCAAGCUUAAAGAGGUCGAUGAAAUGCCCUUCGGACCCAAAAAAGAAGCUGCUGGGAAAGCCUUUUCCACUGGGCUAAACAGCGCUCAAAUCGGGCUUGUCAAGAAAAACUCGAUGAAAGCCGAGUUUGCAAAAGUUAACAAGCAGAUCAUCGAUGACGCUAAGGCCCGAGCCAAAGGUUACCUCGACAAAGCCGAAGCUGCCCUUGCCUCUGCUUUUGAUAAAAACACUAAAAAGUCGGCCCUCAUUGUCCUAGAUGCGGGGCCGAACGGAAAGACGUUAACCGAUGCCUUGAAGACAGUCGGAAGUUCCCACGGUGAUAAAGCAGUCUACUUUGUAGUUAAACCAGACGAGGGAGACGCAGACGGAAAGAUUUUCCACGCCCUCCAUCUUCCGCAGGUAUAUCGCAUUUAUCCCAAUCUUUCUUUCGCCAUCAAAGUGACUGACCACAUCUUAUAG